Molecule: messenger RNA, 2924 nt
Organism: Pseudoliparis swirei
Lineage: Eukaryota; Metazoa; Chordata; Actinopteri; Perciformes; Liparidae
Gene: rrad
Product: Ras-related associated with diabetes
Exons: 5
Coding region: 793-1722 (309 amino acids)
Biological process (GO): negative regulation of high voltage-gated calcium channel activity
Cellular component (GO): plasma membrane
Molecular function (GO): GTPase activity; GTP binding; calcium channel regulator activity
Source: RefSeq, a predicted model, not a curated record
CGGCACACGCACAGCAUGGAUUUAUGGCUGAAGCCUUCAUUUCCUUUCAGAUUUCAGACAGCAAGGUUGUGGGUGAAAAGAUAGACGCGCAUGAUAAAUACAUGCCACCGUAUUACAGAAUGUGUAUGUGCACAUUGCAUUGGCAUGAAGAUGAUUACAUUUGUUUGCUUAUAUGCACAUGCAUUAAUUCAAGCGUGAUCUACCAAAGAUUUCGCAUGUUUCACGUGCACUCCCCCAAAUUCAAUAAAAUGCCCAUGAUACUGUAUAUUUGUAGAAUUGACCUCCUCCACCUUGCAGCGACCACGAGGCUCUGAAACAGAUUGUAUAGGCUACUGAGCAAGACAAGCCAUCCCAUUUCGUAAAAAUGAUCAUUGUGCUAUAUUAACGUAUUGCAUCAUGUGGAUAUACUUCUACCGUCUCUAAAUGUAUCCGUCAAAUUAGCAUUACAUAUUCAUAUCACUUUAGCUUUAAGUGGGCUUUUCCUCUUCACGGACUCAUCUCUGGCCGCCCCCUCAGAGGUAGCUCUCCAUUUGGCGAGGCGGAAGGGAGAUUCCUCAGCUCUUCCAGUUAUACACCCCCUCCUCUGUAUGAUGGUGCUGUUACGCACCACUAUAAUAAACGGAGACGUGACUUUCUGGGGCGAAUCCCUGCCUACGUCACUCCCAGACCUACAUAAAUAUCCCGAGCAGCGCCUCUGAUCAGACUAAAACAAACCUCUUUUUCCGCUACAACUCUUCAAACCAAGGAUUAUUGGAUUUCCCUCGCUGUAUUUAAUUGCCAAUACAAAGCACAAUGACUUUAAACAAAGGAGACAAAUUGCGGAACAUGGACAGGAGACGAGGAAGCGUGCCGUUCCCCAUGAAUCUACCGAACCUACACCGGAGAAGCAUGCCGGUGGACGACCGCGACCUGCGCGCCACGAUUCCACAGACUGGGCAGAACGCCGAGCUGUCCAACCUCCUGCGCUGCACGUCCUAUUCCCCGAACGAGCAGCACCGCGGCAGCUGCGCGUCGGACUCCUCCGACUCCGUCAUCUCCACCGGCAGCGAGGCGGAGUCCCCGGUGUACAAGGUGGUUCUCCUCGGGGAGCACGGCGUCGGCAAGUCGAGCCUCGCGCGCGUCUUUGGAGGAGUCGAGGAUGCUUGUCACGACUGGGAUGAAGCAGGAAACACUUAUGACAGAUCUAUCGUGGUGGAUGAAGAAGAGUCCUCCAUUGUGUUGUAUGACAUCUGGGAACAAGACAACAGCCUGUGGCUGCAGGAUCAGUGCAUGAGGAUGGGAGAUGCCUACAUCAUCGUGUAUUCAGUGACAGACAAGUCAAGCUUUGAGAAGGCGUCAGAGCUGCGUAUUCAGCUCCGCCGGGCCAGGCAGUCCGAGAACAUUCCCAUAAUCCUUGUGGGCAACAAGAGUGACCUGGUGCGGUCCAGAGAGGUGUCUGUCGAUGAGGGAAGUGCCUGUGCAGUGGUAUUUGACUGCAAGUUCAUCGAGACGUCUGCGUCGCUUCACCACAAUGUGCAUGAUCUAUUCGAGGGCAUCGUCAGACAGAUCCGCUUGAGGAAAGACAGCAAGGAGGAGAAUGCACGACGCAUGGCCAACUGCAGGCGCAGAGAGAGCAUCGGCAAGAAGGCCAAGCGGUUUCUGGGCCGCAUGGUUGCACGCAAGAACAAGAAGAUGGCGUUUCGGCAGAAGUCAAAGUCCUGCCAUGACCUAACAGUCCUCUGAGGAGCCGGCGGGAUGGACGGACAUUUUUUCUUUGGCCUCUGAAGACCAGAUGCUGUGUGUGUUUUAACACUAACCCUAAAGGACUAACAGAGCUGUACAGAAAUAUAUUUUUACUUUUUAGACACCAAACAAAUGCAAAGAGCGGACUUAAUACAAAUGACACUAUUCAAGUCAUAUCAUGUACACUACCGUUCAAAAGUUUGGGGUCACUUAGAAAUGUCUUUAUUUUUCAACAAAAAGCAUUGUUUUUUCAAUAAAGAUAACAUUAAUCAAAAAUACACACUAUACAUUGUUAAUGUGGUAAAUGACUAUUCUAGGUGGAAACGUCUGGUUUCUAAUGAAAUAUCUCCAAAGGUGUAUAGAGGCCCAUUUCCAUCAACUAUCACUCCAGUGUUCUAAUGGUACAUUGUGUUUGCUAAUCGCCUUAGAAGACUAAUGUCUGAUUAGAAAACCCUUGUGCAAUUAUGUUAGCACAGCUGAAAACAGUUAUGCUGGUGAUAUAAGCUAUUCAACUGGCCUUCCUUUGAGCUUGAAGUUUGAAGAACAAAAUUAAUACUUCAAAUAUAAAUCAUUAUUUCUAACCUUCUCAAUGUCUUGACUAUAUUUUCUUUCAAUUUUCAAUUCAUUUGAUAAAUAAAAGUGAGUUUUCAUGGAAGACACGAAAUUGUCUGGAUGACCCCAAACUUUUGAACGGUAGUGUACAUGGUAAUAACCUUCAUGAAGCUUUGCAAAUGUUCUUUUUAUUUUGUUAUUAUUUUUUGUUCUGUUUUAAACAUGUCGCUAUGUAUGUAUGGAAAAUCCACAAAGGCUUGUUUUUUGUCAUGAGUUGCACAGAUUGCCUUGCUGUUGGGUUAUUGUUGUGUUCCUUUAUUAGAGGAGAUUGAUGUAAAUACUAAAACAUGAAUAAUGCUGAAUGCAACAUACAUCUCAUUAUCCCAAAAGACAUGGUAAAGAAUCAUAAUUCUUGGUCAUCUGGAGUCAUAUUUACUUGAAACGUGGUACGCAGGUUCGUGCCUCUGCCAAGUUAUUGCGGACUUGUCAAUAUAUGAGAAAACAAAAUUCUAUGUUGUUCCAUAACAUUGAAUUCAGGAUGUGAAUGUAUGAGUAAAGCAAUAAGUUAUAUAUGUCUUGUGAACCUUGACAUUGUUUGGAAAUACAUUGAUUUCCUUUUUCAAUAAAAUAACAAAAAUGAAAAGAUAAAA